CUCUUUUUUUUUGGUCUUUUUCACCUUCUCUCUCUCUCAAUCUCUUCACGUAUGUCUGCUAAAACUGCCAUUUUUGCAGAUUCAGAAGAUCAUUAUAACCUUUCCUUCGUCAUCACCACAUCUUUUUUUUUACUGUUCUCUUUGUUUUUUUUUUUUCCUUCUCUUCUUUAAUUAAUUGUAAUUAUUAUUAUUAUUAGUACCCAUCUUCUUCGCCUUCGUCGUUCUCUUCUUAUUUUGCUUUAUUUGUUUUUGUGUUCGUCUGUUUAGCUAUGGUGGAGGGUUUUGAGCCCUACCAUGUCCCACAGCAAAGUAGAAGAGAUAAGUUAAGAGUUGUGGCUCAAAGCCAUCCUGACCUUCAUGGUAGUACUGGGUUAUUACACAAUUUAUGCUAUUCUUCUCUUAUCUGUUCAGAUUUGUUAGCUUGUGCUAAUAACUCACUUUCUGCUGUUAGUGAGGCUUGCAAAGCCAACCCAGUUUGUGUAGCUAAAGAAGAAGGUGCAAAUUUAAUCAGUUUUGUUGGUGGGAUUGUGAAUAAUGCUGAUGCUUCCUCUUCUUCGACUACUCAUCAUUUUUAUCUGGAUCCGCAAUCUUAUUUACCUUUGAACCCUAGUUCCAUUCAAGAUAUUAACGGCAUCACUUUCCUUUAUACUCCACAUAAUGUUCAAAACCUUAGAGAUAUUGACCAGCCAUUUAAAGGUGGUGGCGAUGAAGCUGUUGCGUUUAAACCAGAACCGUUGUCUUUGACUCGUGAGUCAAGUCAAGGCUUGUCUCUAUCUUUGUCUUCUCACCACACCCAACAAAGUAAUCUCCCUUUAGAGCUUAAUUUGCAAAGAUAUGGGUCUGCCGUCUAUAUCGAUAAGGUUACUACUGUUGGUGGUGGUGGUGGUAGAUAUACAGUUCCUGACAUUGUUGGAGCUAGUGGCUCUACCUCGAAUGAGUUGUCUAGAAGUUCGGUUCCUCUUGGGCCGUUUACAGGCUAUGCUUCGAUUUUACAGGGAUCAAGGUUUUUGAAGCCUGCACAACAACUACUUGCAGAGUUUUGUGAUGUGGGUAGGGGAAUUUACAGCGAGAAGAUUACUGUGGAUGGCUCUUUAAUGGAUCCUCCUUUUGAAUGUUUGAACUCGUGUGGAAUUGUUGAUGAGCCACAUAAUUGUGGAGAUGGAGGUGAAAGUCGGAGAAAGAAGUCAAAGCUGAUUAGGAUGUUAGAUGAGGUUCACAGGAGGUACAAGCAUUAUUAUCAGCAGAUGCAGGCAGUAGUGGCAUCUUUUGAGUGUGUUGCUGGGCUUAGUAAUGCAGCUCCCUAUGCAAACUUGGCAUUGAAAGCCGUGUCUAAACAUUUCAAGUCUUUGAAGAAUGCAAUAACUGACCAACUUCAGUUCAACAUUAUGGGCCAUGGUCAAGUCAGCCAUGUAAAGGAAGAGACUUCGAGGUUUGGGAACAUUGAUAAAAACCUAUAUGUUAGGCCUGUUCAAAAUUCAGGAUUCAUCGAGCACCAGCCUGUUUGGCGACCUCAAAGGGGGCUUCCUGAACGUGCUGUAAUUGUCCUCAGGGCAUGGUUAUUUGAACACUUCUUGCAUCCUUAUCCUACAGAUACAGACAAAUUAAUGCUGGCCAAGCAAACUGGUCUAUCACGGAGCCAGGUUUCUAAUUGGUUCAUCAAUGCAAGAGUAAGGCUCUGGAAACCAAUGGUGGAAGAAAUACACAUGCUGGAAACGCGGCAAGCACAAAAGUCUUCACAAAUGGAGGAGCAAAAUGCCAAGAAUUCAAGCGAUCAGGUACCUCCUUCAGACUCUGUCGUAUCUGACAACCCCUCAACCUCCACCCGAAAGGCUCAAGAUGUUCCACCCAAACGCACUAGAAAUGGUCUUCCAAAUUUACCUUCAGGGAAUGAGGAACCAUUGAAUCUGUCUUACAACAGUUUGUCGAGCCAUUCACCUGUGGGAGUUGGCAUAAGCACAACAGGCAGAAGCAGUGGUGUUUCCUUGACGUUGGGUCUUCACCAGAAUAAUGGGAUUGGCUUGUCAGAGCCCUUUCCUAUGCAUGCAGCACAAUGUUUUGGCCUUGGUCCUGAAACAAGCAGCGAGGGGUUUGUUAUGGGUGGUUUCGAAACACAAAAUCGGCACUUCUGAAGGGAUGCUCUUGGAGGCCAACUUUUGCAUCAUUUUGUCGGUUGAAGAUUUUGAUACAAAAUGCUUUUUUGGGUCUAUCAGAACCCAAACUCUGAUAGAAAAAUGUCAAAUGCAUGCCCUCAAAUGGUGUAACAAGUUAUGUUUGUUGAAUUGCAGUGUAUAAGAUCUCUUGAUGUUGUGCUUAAGAGAAAGGGUUGAUGUAAAAUUCUUCUGGUACAUUUAUAAUUAAGUUAUAAAAAAAUGAUUCCUCCGGAGGCAAAUUAAAGCUUGUGUAGACUGACAUUUGAUGGUGGUUCUGAGUGUGAAUGAUAGCUCGCAGUUCACUA
Molecule: messenger RNA, 2455 nt
Organism: Jatropha curcas
Lineage: Eukaryota; Viridiplantae; Streptophyta; Magnoliopsida; Malpighiales; Euphorbiaceae
Product: BEL1-like homeodomain protein 9
Biological process (GO): regulation of DNA-templated transcription
Molecular function (GO): DNA binding
Source: RefSeq, a predicted model, not a curated record